Sinocyclocheilus rhinocerous is the source of this 1543-nucleotide messenger RNA. Its product is annotated as leucine-rich repeat-containing protein 15-like. Bases 1 to 915 code for a protein of 304 amino acids. Lineage: Eukaryota; Metazoa; Chordata; Actinopteri; Cypriniformes; Cyprinidae. The record is from RefSeq and is a predicted model, not a curated record. The transcript has 4 exons. Gene Ontology annotation, molecular function: protein binding.
AUGGACGAAUUAAAGAGUGUUACUCGUGAAAAUUUACUGCAGGACCUCCCAGCCAACAUCCUGAGCUCUGUCCCAAAAAUCAAGAGUGUAAACUUAGAGCGAAACUCAGUCAAAUCAAUACAGCCUCAAGCAUUUGCUGGUGCCCAGCGACUGAUGCAUCUGAAUCUGCAAGGAAACCGAAUGUCCAAACUUUCAGAGAAGGGCUUUAAAGAUCUCCUAAACCUACGCUUUCUCAUGCUGGGCCAGAAUCAGAUAGCUAGCCUGAAACCUAACAUAUUCAUUGGCAUGAGGAACCUCUCCGAGCUGGAUCUGCCUCUGAAUGCCCUCACUGCUCUCCCACCAAAUGCAUUCAAGCCUCUGAUUGCCCUCAAAGUCCUGGAUCUAGCCUUGAACCACAUCCAAAGCAUCUCACUCAAAGCCUUUGUUGGACUUGAAGAACUGCUUUUUCUCAAUUUGGACAACAACAAGCUGAAGAAUAUCCAAGCUGGGACCUUUGCGCCCCUGAUUGAUCUUGAGAUGCUGGUGCUAGACAACAGUUUUCUCUCCACACUUACCGUGGCCACACUAGAAGGUCUUUCCAACCUGCAGGAACUCUAUGUGAGAAAGAACGCAAUUGAGAGUCUGCCAGCUGACGUGUUCCGCCACACACCUAAACUUUCUCACGUGGGCUUAAGUGGAAAUCGACUUCAUGCCAUUGAUGGAAACAUGCUAGCCAACAUGCAAGGUUUGAAGGAGGUGUUUCUGCAUGACAACCCAUGGAAAUGUGACUGCAGUAUCAACUCGCUGGUACAUUACAUAGCCCAGACAAGGGCUAAUCACUCUCCUCUGCGAAGACUUCAGUGCACUAGCCCAGAAGAGUUUCGUGAUAGACCCAUCCACCAGCUGAAAUCUGAUGAACUUCCCUGCAGUGCCUAGAAAAUCCUCACAUCUGAUAUCAUAUCACGAACAACCUCCAAAAGUUGGGAGCAUGGUAUAAUAACAGCGUGAUACUUUCUGCAACUAAAUGGUGAUGCUUCACAUAACUCCAACCACAAUGACUUAAACAGGUUAAUGAUAGAGCUGCUGUUCUGCAGAUAGUCAUAAUUUUCACCCACAUCAGUCGACUAUUUUCAGGCCACCUGGAGAGCAGUACAUCCUUCAAAACUAAGCAGGAACAUCUACGUUGCUGAAGACGCUGUCAAAAUAUAAUCCCUCUAAAUAAUGUUAGUAGACGCAGGGAAGCUUAAAGGAAAUAAAUAGAGGUUAGAAAAUCCCUCUGCUCAGAGACCGACUGCAAACUUCCAGCACCACCUGAGACUGAAUUCCUCAUCGGAUUGUUACAGCUGAAUAAGCUUCCUUUGAAAUCAUCAUUCUGUCUCUAAAUUCCACCCAGGGCGCUGAGGCUGCAGUCCCACAUUGAGGAGUGAGAUCUUUUCAGAUGCUGGGAAGGUGUUAUUAAAGCAGGCUGCUAAAACUUAUGCUUUGGUAUUUUACAUAUUAAAUCUAACUGGUGGGACAGCAUUUCUAAUGUAAUGAAUUCAUGGUACAUAAAAACAGCAACGAA